This is a messenger RNA of Xyrichtys novacula (pearly razorfish), 13478 nucleotides long. The record is from the annotation of a GenBank genome assembly. Lineage: Eukaryota; Metazoa; Chordata; Actinopteri; Labriformes; Labridae.
AGUAAUGGGCGGGGCCAGCGCCGCCAAAGGCACGGGGGCGUUUUCGUGCGGGUUUGCGGACUGGGCCGUUGCGGUGAAUGCGUGAUUGAGGUCCCACAGCUAAUCAUCAUCCCCCCUUUUUGGGGCCGGAGUGCACGGCGCGGAGGAGCAGCCGGAGCAGGUAACAUCCCAUAUACUGCCUCUAAUCUGUGCCUGUGUGAACGGUGUCAGUGUGUGGCUGGCUGUGCAUUGAUAUUGCCAUUGUCGCUUCAUCUGUCCUGGCUUUUUUCCGCUCGUGGAGGGCGGGAUGGAGUCAGACAGAUGGGGGCAAUGAUUAAAAAAAUGCUCUUGUCUAAUCAAAUGUGUUCAACGCCUGCGGGUAGCUCACAGAUCAUGACAUCUCAUUUGAUGCGUUGCCAAGGUAAUUUGGGACAAUGACCGUGGAAAAAUGAGAGGAAAUUUCAGUCAAACCAUUGUCAGUUUUUGUUGUUAUCAUUGUAUGUCCGCCUUUGUGAAAGAAAAAUAACAGCCUUUCGAAACAGAGCCAGCUGAACAGCAGUAGGCCUGUUCCUACAAAGAAAAACAGCCUUUCAGGAUUUUUAAGAUAAGAUAGGAUGAGAUGGGGUUUAUCAAAUGUAGGCUAAGCCGACAGGACCUGAGAUUUUAAAUCUGUGGUCUAAAACAUCAUUUGAUCAUCUUUGAAAAUGUCAUUCCUGCUGGCAAGGUUGUUCACAGCUUGCUCUGAGUUAUAAGAGUAGAUUUUUGUCUUUGUAGAGACAAGUGCAGGGCCAAGACUGUCAUGUAUCCAUGAAGAAAGCAAUGACAAUAACAGCAUGGCCCUCCAAUACAGACACAAACACAUGCACACUCGCAUUCAGUGGGAUUAAAAGAGAGAUUUUCACAAGCAUUUGCCAGUCUUCAUCUGACUUGUGAGAAGGAAUCUGUUGCUACAGAGUUCAGCUGUGUUUAAAAUAGAUUUAAGUGCUUUUCAUGGCAGGGACUCUAAACUGCAGCCACGGUAAAAACCUGAACACUUUAUUUAUUGAUAAAGACUAUUUGCAGGAUCUAGUACCUAAAAAGCCUCAGUGCACGAUGUGUGAGUGUGUUUUUAGCUUGUGUAUUCUGCAGCUUGCACAUCUACAAGUCAGUGCGUGUGUUUUUGAGUGUGUGUGUGUGUGAUGUGGUGAUGUCACAGCUUUGUUAUAGGAACAGAGAAGCCUUGUGUCCUCAUGAUUAAUUCAUGUCCAGCUGCGGGAUAGAGACACAAGCAGCCAGUCACACACACGACAGACAGGAGCACGUACUUUAAGGAGGAUGAAAUAAGUAACUACCGGUCUGGAAGCCAAGGAGACAGGAGAGACAGGUUGCCACGGAAAUGGGUAGCCAAGGAGACAAGACAAAAAAGCAAAAGGAAAAAAAAAAACAACGAAAAAGAAGGAGGUUCUCAUCUUUAUCUGCGGUGUGUGACAAGCUUUCAGGCUGUAGCUGGGAGGAGCAGAGCAUCCUGCUGAGAGGAGUGCAUCUGUUUCUGUGGUUCCUCUGCAUCCUUCUCCGGCUACACUCUGAAUGUCAAGCCCCACUGAACAGAACAGGCUCCAGGUCGUCAUGGAGACAGGAGCAGACCCCCAGCUGGAAACAGAGGCAGGUAGUCAGUGUGGCUUGGCCGGCCCUCUGUGUGCUGAGGCACGCCCUCUGCUGUCCGCCGGCAGCAUCAGGCAGGCCCAGAGGGGGGGCUCGGCUGAUGGAGCGUCUGAAGGUCUGAAUGGCUUUGGAUGUGAAACACUGUGGAAAUGAUAGGCGAGUACAGUGCAUUAGCUCUAUCCUCUGUGGAGUGCUUUAUUUCAAGACUUUGCUUUAGGCAUGUUCUCCUUCUGUUGCAGAGGAGACUGAGUGCAUCUGUAAACUGCCUGAGCCAGAAAUAUCAAGUUCACUGCUGGGUUUUAUCUAGAGAACGCCCACCGUUUCUCCUCCUUUUCUUAUACCCAUCCCUUCGUCAAUCACAGUGUCCAUUUCUUUGCUUUUAGAUUUACGCGCCAUAUUCAUCUCUGUUCGUCUUUCUAGUCUUUUUCUCGUCUCUCUCCCCCUUUUCUACCUCUUGCUGAUUCUCUUCUUCACUCUCUUUUGCUUUCCCAAUCCAACUUCCCCUGAUCUGUGUCCUCUCUCUGCCUCAAUCCCAGAUAAUUCCCUCUCUGUGGAAUUGGAAGAUUGCAGCAGGCGAGAGCAAAAGAGAGAUUAUACUGCCAGAUUAGUGGACAGGAGCAGCAAUACAUAAUCUCAGCUCACACACACACACACACACACACACAUAUAUCCACAGUGCCACUCUCUCGAUCGCAUGCAGACUCGUGAGUACACGUGCACAAAGCGUUUGCCACAUGAAUAAAUGCACGGGCACAUAAUCAGACACUUGUUGUUUGUCUGAAACAGCUGUUUAACCCUCCUGCUUUGCCCUCUGACCUGCAGGGUGAUGUGCCAUCAGCCACUGGGGGGCAUCUGUCCUCUCUGCAACUUGUUCAUCCUGUGAAGCUUAUGGGAUAGGAGUGUGUGUGCCCCUUCCCAACACUGCUGCCCCACUGGAGUCAUUUGUGCCAAAGCUGAGCUGCGAGGAAGGAGCAGAGAUGGGUAGCCCGGGCUGCGAGGUGGCUGUAGCCGGGCCGGUGGAGCCAGCGUUAGAGGCUCUGUGUCCUGAGUGCGGCCAGAUCCACCGCAGCUGGGAGAACCACCUCUAUAACUACCGUUUGGAGGUGGACGACGACCUGGUGUGCCACAUCUGUUUGCAGCCGCUGGUGCAGCCACUGGACACACCCUGCGGACACACUUUCUGCGCCCGCUGCCUGCGAAGCUUCCUUCAGGAGAGGGACUUCUGCCCACUGGACCGGACGAGACUGCAGCUGCAGGCAUGCCGCAGGUCCAGCAUCCUGGUGCACAAGCUCCUGGACAAGCUGUCUGUAUCGUGCCCUUUGACCCCAGUUUGCUCCCUCAGUAUGCCAAGAUGUGACCUGGAGGCACACCUGAAACACAGGUAAGAAAAACAGUGUAUAUAUAGGAGAGAUGAACGUCUCAGGAAUGCAAACACCCACACACACAAUUAGGACAAACCAAACCUUUAGUAGAUUAAAGACACCAGAUUAUAUGUUGGAGCUGCAACAGAAAAUAAGAUGAUUACUCUCAGACAUUAAAUUUUUCAAGCAAAAUUCCUCACACUGCUUUGGUGCCACCGUUUUCAAAGGGAAAUCUGCUCUUUUCUGAAGUCUUUUAUGAUAGUUAAAUUCAGAGUUUAGCAAUUUGAAUGGUUAGUUUGACAAAAAGGCUGCACUAACUGAUUUUUGACCCAGGCACAUGAUUGAAAGCUUUCUGACUGUAUUGAUAAUGACAAUAAGUGUUCAGCUGAAGAAAUCUGGAUAUGUCUUAUGUCGCAUCUGAAGCCAGUCCAUUCUCCUUAUUGGCUCGGAUCUUAUAGAAACUUCUUACAGUCCUCAGUCCAAAUCGCUUGACUUACCCACCAUCCUUAACCUCCAGAGUCUCAGUCCAUCCUCACGUCUUGGCUUUUGGCCCGUUUGGACCAGGUGCUGUGAAACCCUGAGGGGAUUAUUGGGUUGUAGGUCAUGUGAUGGGGAUUAGUGGUUCCCUACCGCAGUCAUGGGUUGGCUGACCAGGAGCUUCAUGUUCUCAGUCUGCAGUCAUGCUGAGCAACUUCAACACUAGGGACCUUUUUAACCAUUUCUUCUGUGAGACAGCCAAAGGCAACCCGGGUCUGUGGUGAGUCAAAAACGGCAAGAUGUGAGGAUAACGCGGCCAGUGGUGUCUCAAUUGUGUGUCUAUCACUGGUGUCUUUGGGCUUUUGUUUGGCAGCGUCUUGACUCUUGCUCUGUAUUUUUUCUGUUGUGUGGUCUUGCACUGAGAAGCAGGCAGUGUUUAUUUAUCUAACUUUCCAGUCCUCAUAAGGCUGCCAGGUCUGGUUUUGUUGCAUGGGUUGAAGUACAGUAGAGUGAAUAAUGCAGAUGAGAGAUCAGGGCAGGUACUUGGAUCAGUUACGGCGCAGACCCUGAUUUAAUUAUGUGUUUAAAAAUCCUUUAUCUUUAUAUGUGUACAAACUUGGCUAUUUUAAUGAUAAUACUCAGCGUUAUUGAUUUUAGAAGCAAACUUUCACUCUGUCUGCAGCUAAGCAGCCAUCCAUCGCUUAUUGACUGGAUAUCCUGUCUCCAUCUAACACCUCGGCUCAGUCAAGCAGAUUUUCCGUAACAAGCUCACACUAACAAGAUCGCUAACAUGCUGUUAAAAGCUUUUGUGAGUCAGCUGUUUAUACAGGAGACCCCCGCCACAGACAGAAGAUAUUAUGUCUAUGAAGCAGCUGAAGGGAACUUUUUCAACCUGAUGGGUGCUCUGGAUGCGAGGGAUGAUUGUGGGAUGAAUAAUAAUCCACAGAGUGACAGUGGUGCUUGUGGAGAUGGGUCAAAAUAACACCAAAUUGCCCUUUAGAGAAAGUCAUUAAGAAUGAUAUCAGUCUAAAUUGAGGUAGCAUUAUCUAAGCUAACAUUAGCCACCUUAAGCUGUAAAGCUGUAGCAGCUUAACUCCUGAGUGUAUUAAAGUGAGUAAGGGUUUGUUGCUUUGACUUUUCGUUUGUGGGAGGAGAAGGUUUUAUUUUAUCUUUUAAAGUCACAUUUAAGUGCAAAAUGAAAAGGUAAGACAUUUCCUAAAUCUGUACACUGCAAAAGAGCCAAUCUUUAGUGAGUGUUUUGUCUUAAUUCCUUGUUGAAAUAUGGCAUUACACUAAAUCACAACCACAUUCACGUGACAAGUCCAGAUAUAAAUUCUUAUUGCAGCUUGGUACAAGCAAAAAUAAGCUGAAAUUGCUUAUUUGUUUAAUGAGUAGAAAUAGCUGCCAGUGCAGCAGAUUACAUUUACAUUUUGAGUUUCUUAAAUGAGAUGCUUCUUCAAGAAAAUUUACAAAAAUAAAGUCAAACUUGAAAAUAGCUUCAAGUGGUUUUAAACUUUAUUUCACAAGGAAACCUGGCUAUCCUAAGGCUAUCUGGCCUGUCCUGUUCAGUAAGAUUUUUAUCAAAAUUUAGAAAAAAACACUUGGUAGAAUUAUAAUAGUUAUUAUUUUUGCAUUGAGGGACUUUUGUGAAGGUUCAGGAUGUCUUUGCUUCAGUCUUUAAUUACAGUUUUCUUAUUCAGGCCUGUUAAUCAUAACAUCAACAGAUGGCUACAUCUGAGUGAAGGCUGCACACAUCAUGCUGUGUGCAGAAGACAAGGGAAGAUGGUUUAAGAUGGAUCAAACAAGGUCACUGUGCGGACCUACGUGACAUUCUUUGGUAAAGAUUAAACCUCUGUUAACCACGUGCAACCACUGCUCCCCUAACGUGAAGACUUAAGUUGAAGAUAGCAACAGGAGCCAAGAGGCUGUUGUUGCUAUGCGACUUGGACAGUCAGCAUUGUUUAUGUUGACGAUUAAGGAUCACUGGGCAUUAGAUUACAAGCAGAGAGUGCCAGGCCGCAGUGCUGCACAGUGGUCAAGGUGGGCCGGUCAAUCUCUUUACUGAAGGUGUGUGUGCGUGCGUGCGUGUGUGUGUGAGCUGAUUGCAGUGUUUCUAAGUCAAAGUAGUCCAAUUAGAGUCUUUAUAUGAGCAUUACCUGUGAAAUGUUCAUACAACUUCAACUGAAAUGUAUGUUUUUAUCUCACAAUUGUGUGCAGUGGAAAAUACUUUAGGGUAAAUAGAUAUAAAAAGAGAAUUAAAUCAGAAAGAAAGUAGAAAAUGAUUAGACCAAACAACAACACAAAUGGUGUUCGUUGACUGUUUCUAUUCUGCAGGAGUAAAGGGUCAUGGGACAGCAAUAUUUCUUUUGUCUUGGGAGGAUAAACAGAGGCUUUUCAUUACAUCAGCUAGCUCAUAGUGUAGCUGCUUCUGAGAGUAACUACUUCAGUCAAUUAGGGGCUGGACCGCACUGGUCCUUUGAGUCUGUCUGUCUGUCUCAGUUUAUUUUUAAUCAUUUUCCUGUGAGGAGUUUCUAUUUGUGGGACAGAAGCGAUGCAUCCGCUUUCAGCUGAUUUGAGUGUAUUUUUGGGGAGAGAACUCAGAAUUGCUAGACUAUUUUUGGGUAUAACCUAUAUGUUAUGAUCCAGUGAUUUAUUAUCAGUGAUUUUAGCUUCUCUUUUGCAUUUUUCUGUUUUAUUUAACAGCAAAUUCAACAGCUAUAGUACUUUGUACAGGAUGUUUAGAAUUGUUUAAGAAUAAAUUUAGAGGUAAGCAGUUAUAAAAAUAUUAUUAUCAGCCAGUGCAUGUGCUUUUUACAUUAAAAGCAUUCAAUUAAAUGCAUUUCACACAAUAUACACAUGGUUACUUGUGCACAUAAAGACCUACAUACGUUUAAAAAAAGGCUAAAUAGUUCUCUGUGAAAGGGACUCACUAAGUAGUCAAGAACAAAGAAGAUGAUGUGAGUCCACUGAACACACUUUUAUGUAUAAAGUGCCAAAAAUAUGAUAAAGGCAGCAACAGAAGUGGUCCCAAAUGGUUUGCUUAAGAAAUGUCAGGUCUUGUUUAACAUCGCAGCAGAUGGGCAGUCAGUCAGUGUCCCAAGCAAGAGCCAAUGCUUGAGUCGGUUUUGCUUAAAGCUGCGUGCACGAAUAGCUAAGCAAGAUUGUUUCUUGGAAUUUUUGCAGUUAUAUGGUCAUUCACAUGAAUUCAUCUUAUCUUGGGAAUUUCCCAGUUUUGGAUAAGUAAAGUCUGUCUGUCUGUCUGUCUGUCUAUCUAAAUGUUUAUGAUACGCAGACAAAGUACUCUAAGGCAGAUCACUACAAAAUGCCACAAAUUGACCAAAUUUAUCAAAUUGGCCACUUUAUUAUUAAGCUGCACACUCUGAGAAAACACUAGGCCCACAUUUAACAGUUGACCCGCUCUUAUUUAUUAACUCGUAUUUCUUUAUCAUUUGAAACAAAUCUAAACAUACAAAAUAAAACGAUGAUUCUGAAGAGAGGUGACUAAGAUCGACUGUACUGUACUGAGAAGAAUAAGUUUGAGUUCAGGCUUUUUAAAUUGAGAAUCACCUAAUUCUACCAUUUUUGUGGGCAAAGUUUUAUUCAGGAAAAGAAGAUUAAAUCAAGAAAGAGGGAUAAGUAUAGCUAAUACAAAGUUUCUUGGUUUCUAUGCAGUUCAGAUCUGAUUUUUCUGACCAAUCAGUGACAGCUUAUUGUUACUCCGCCCACAAAAACUUUGAACCCCUCUCUGCAGCUACACUACUUUUCUCGAAGAAGAGAAAAUGAAAAGAGACUUUCCCCGAAGCGUUCAGGAAACUGAUGUGAUAUUUCUUCACACACUGACUGACAGACUAACAAACUGGCUCCUGUUGCUUCUUGUAAAGGUGUCCUGGCACGAGGUGUCAGCAGACCAGUGUGGACGUUCCACGAUGUGAAAGUGGUGAUGGGGGAGUGACAGGGACCAGCCCCCCCAGGUCACCACACUCCCCACAGACAGACCUGAGGGACCGCACACCCUCUCCACCCUCCGGACCAAACAACACCAGCGGCAAUGGGCCCAUGUGGACUGACGCCGGCCUCGAUAACCCCGCCUUUGAGGAGAGCACAGAAGAAGACAGUGAGUGGAUCUACUUUCUCUAUCCAUACUUAAAGAUCUGGAUGUGUGUAGAUCUGUGCAGUGCAUAUGAGACACAUCUAUCCCUCUUUGUCUCAAGGUGUGUUGGGGUUGGAGUGUGUGGUCCCCAGGGUGAAGCGGCCCCUCAGUAAUCCAUGCAUCCACCUCCUCCGCUCUGUCAGCUCCACUUCCUCUGGCUGGGACUGCCCUGAGUCUCCGCCUCUCUCUGCUGAAGAAGGUAUGACAUCACCCCCUGCUAACACAAGAUCUGAGAUAUGAAACAUUACAUUUAAUCUCUCUUACAGCGUAACCUUAGAUGAUGGCAUAAUCAUAUUAUGGCAACGUCAUUUUAGGAGGAUGUGGAAAUUAGAUUUUGAAAUACAGCUGUGUAAUAUGAUUUGUUUGUCUAUUAAGGCUGUGUGAAGCUGCCCUCGCUUCCUGAAGGAGAGAUAACUGCCAUCGAGGUCCACCGAGCAAACCCAUAUGUCGAACUUGGCAUCAGCGUUGUUGGGGGAAACGAGACGCCGCUCAUUAACAUCGUGAUUCAGGAAGUGUACAGAGACGGGGUCAUCGCACGGGAUGGGAGGCUGCUGGCCGGAGAUCAGAUACUGCAGGUGGGAGAUCUGUCAUUUUGGUUUCAGCGCUUCAGAGAAGACUGAAUCAUGACUGGAUAUUCUUCUUCUCUAAGCCAUGCUGAAUUUCUUGUGCUCUUGCUCCUAAAUCCGCCAUCUGGUGUUUUUGUACCCUCUCUAAAGGUGAACAAUGUGGACAUCAGCAACGUCCCCCACAGUUUCGCUCGCUCCACGCUGGCACGCCCCUGCACCACUCUACAGCUGACUGUGCUCCGAGAGCGUCGCUGUGCCUCCAGGGCUCCUCCGUCCUCCUCCUCCUCUUCCUCCACCCCGGCUGUGCCCCACGCCCCCUGCUCCACCCCCGAGGCUGCACCGUCAAGCCCCGCCACAUUGAGAAUCACUCUGCACAAGCGGGACUCGACAGAGCAGCUCGGCAUCAAGUUGGUGCGGCGGACAGAUGAGUCAGGAGUGUUUGUGUUGGAUCUGUUGGAUGGCGGCCUGGCAGCAAAGGACGGAAGACUGCGGAGUAACGACCGAGUGUUAGCAGUCAAUGAACAGGACCUACGCCAUGGCACCCCGGAGCAGGCUGCACAGAUCAUACAGGUGAGGUCUUCACCAUUUCUGCGAGUGUGAACAUGGACAUGAAGUCCGUAAAUCACUGACUCUGUAUUUUUAGGCCAGUGGAGAGCGAGUCCAUCUGAUGAUUGGCCGACCCAGCAAACCCACUCCUCCUCCUCCGCCAAAAUCAAGCUCCACCAGAGACCUCUACUGCCUUGACCACUUCCUGCCUAACCACAGCUCCACCCCGAGUCCUGUGCCCCUGCACCUCUCCCGCACCAGCACCCACAGAGUGAGCACAACAUGUCUUAUUUGUGUCUGUCUGUAUGUUACUGUCUUUGAGAACAACAACAGAAAAAUGUUGAAUCUCUGUUGUUUAAACGGGUAAAACACAGACAUGUACGUUUAAAGAGGAAGUAGGUUAGAGACCAUUAACUGGAGCUGUGUAUGUGUGAUCCCAGGACCUUUCCCAGUGUGUGACCUGUAAGGAGAAACACAUCACUGUGAAGAAAGAGCCCCAUGAGUCUCUGGGCAUGACUGUGGCAGGAGGGCGGGGCAGCAAGAGCGGAGAGCUGCCAAUCUUUGUGACGAGCGUCCAACCGCACGGCUGCUUGUCAAGGGAUGGACGAAUCAAACGAGGCGAGCACCUCCUCAGAAACAACAACAGGAAUCAGGAGAGUUUCACCUUGAUCAAAAACCUCUUACCAUUCCUCUUCUCUUCGUCUUUAGGUGACGUCCUGCUGAGCAUCAACGGCCAGGACCUGACAUAUCUGAGCCACGGUGAGGCUGUGGGCACCCUGAAAGCCAGUGCUGCUUCCCCGUCUGUCCAGCUGCGGGUGCUGGAGGUCAGCAUGGUGGAGGAGCAUGACCACGACGAGCUGCUGCCUCAUACACACGACAGUGACUUUGAUGCCAACUGGUCCCCAUCGUGGGUCAUGUGGCUGGGUUUACCCAGGUGAGCACACAGAUACAGUAGGGGAGAGUGGGGUAAGUUAGGCCAAAGGGUAAGUUGAGCCACCCCCUGUUGCUUGGAAAUGGUUAAAGAAAUUGAUCAUGUGACCAAAUAUUUAGAAGAUGGGCAUCAAUUCAUGGAGUCUGUGAAGGUGAGAAGCACAUGGGUGAAAGGGUUAGACAUUUAUUUCCAAUAAACCAUUUUUCACUCUUUAAAGUGAAUUUAGUCUGUCAUAAGUUUGAUUAGAAUUGUGUUUAGACCAAAAAAGAUCAUUUUAAACUUGUUUUAUACAUCAAUUGUGGUAUCUAUGAUCUACAACAUGAGGUCAAAAACCCAGCAUAAAAGUCCACCCUUUUAGCUUAGAGGACUAAUGAAGUCAUAAUAGUAGUUCUGGGGUAAGUUGAGCCAUUUGGCCGGGGGUAAGUUCCACUCAUUCUGUUGGUUUGCAGGGAUGCACAACAUCUUGAAAUAUUUGCAGAUACACUAGUUAGUGACAAAACUAUGAUUGUCGUGAUGUAAUGAUCUGAAAUGUGAAAAAUGGCUCAUCUUACCUCACUCUCCCCUACAGCUCUUCUGCAGUGUGAGUUUUAAUAGGAUUGUAUAUAUAUAUAUAUGUGUGUGUGUGUGUGUGUGUGUGUGUGUGUGUGUGUGUGUGUGUGUGUGUGUGUGUGUGUACUUGUGCUGAAAAUUUUCUAAAAAUCUACUUAAAUAUUGUGAGAUUUUUUUUUUUUUUUUUAGAUUUUUUGGGAUUCUUUUCUCAUUUCAGUCAUUCGGGAUUCUGGCCAUUUGAAGAAAAUUUCAACUAGAGAAAAUUUAGCCAAAUCUAAGAUUUAAGAUGUCAGGACUGCUCUUGUUUCCCUCUGAAGAUCCCUGGAAGAAUAAAAUAUGUCAUUAAAAGCAAAUUUGACUAUUUGAAUUUGCAAGACAUAAGAAGUGAAUUUAUUUAGAUGUCUUCAAACGGUGGAUUUCAGUAGAAGUUGUUGUUUUGCACAAUCUUUAUUUGUUUUAUACAAGCAUAAAUGUUCCUCUGCUAGUACAGACUUAAUAGGUUUAAGAUUCAUCCUGCACAUUUGUUUUACUGAAGCAGUCUUUGCCUCCUUGAAGAUGCUGUCUGCUCUUAUAAUCUGAUCAGCCCACCCUCAUGCAGCUCUCCUCUCUUUUCCCGCAGCUAUCUGCACAGUAGUCAUGAGAUUGUUCUGCGUAGGAGCCACCCAGGCAGCUGGGGCUUUAGCAUCGUCGGGGGAUACGAGGAGAGCCACGGCAACCAGGCGUUCUUCAUCAAGACCAUCGUACUUGGCACACCUGCUUACUACGAUGGCCGCCUCAAGUGAGUGAUCAGCUGUUAUCUGUGGUUUAUUUUAGCUGUGACCCUCUGGUGCAAUAGCAGGUAGAUAGUGUGACCUACAGGAGAAGAUUGAUAAGAGUGGCGUGAUUGUGGCCACGCCUACAAAGCACAUCAGAGGAACAGUACAGAACAUUUUUGAUUUACUUUAUUUUCUUUCUGCCUCAAAUUCUAACAGUUACAACUUUGUUUUGUAGAUUUAUUUUUUUAUAUUAAAAAUAAAACUUGAGAAAGGGCAGGGUAGACUUACUUUUGGUUUAAUGGCCCUCUGAGAGCUUCUUAACAGCUCUACAUUAUUUAGUUGAACAGACUCUGAACAUAUUUUAGGCUGCCGUCUAUGAAAAACCUUAUUUCAGCCUCUGUCUGAGAGUUUUUGUUUAAGACGACCCCGAAUGACAAAUUUGCCCUUUUAAGGAGACUCACUGUCUGCUGAUGUCACGAUUUGGUCAAAUCUCAUAUUGAUCUCACCUUGUAGUCCAUCUGGGGAUUGCUUUAACACACAUUAACCUUGCAAUCUUAAACUUUGCUCGUGUAAAGUGCUGACCCCCAACAUUUUAACUUGACAUUUGUAUUCAAAAUAUGAAACAAGCAUUAUAGCACCUCUUUAAAAUCCAGACUGAAGUCACGUGUGCUUGUGCAUUCUGCUCUGUCAGUGGUAUCCUGGUAUUGGCAUCAAUUUUUACCAUCCCCACACCUCUGUACUCACAUUGCAUCCUUCCAUCACAUCAAAGUGGUGUUCCUGUGUGUGAUUUUACAACUUCUAAACACACAGCAGGGCACCACAUGAACACACACUCAGGCAUGCAUGCACACAGAGGCAGUGUUUCGCCCUAACGCUCCCCAAGCCACCAUCUUCCUCCUCGUACUGCCUCUGCUAAAAUCUUCAGGGGAGGACCAGAGGCAAAAAACCUCCCUCCAUCAUCACGCUUCUGUACCCUACACACCGCAGGGGAGAUGUGACAAGUUGUUAGUACCCAGUAUGUAAGAGUCAAAUGUGUAAAGUAAAUAAGUAAAUCACACUGAGGGAUUCACUGAUUAAUCUCAUAGUUUGAGAACAUGUCCUAAAGAUACCAGGGAGUGCACUAAAUUAGUUCCUGGAUUUUCUCCUCUGAUCGUCAAUUUUCUGUAUCCUCUCUGACUUAAGGGGAAAAAAAUACCACACAGGCUGUUAUAUCGUAGAGGAUUAAAAAAGAUAUCUAUCAACCUCCUAAGUCCAAAAAAUAAAAAAUUAAAAUGACUUACAAAAAUGAUCCUGUUGAACAUAUUGUCUGUAUAGUUAGUGCUUGAUAAGCAAAAUUUUCAGCAUCGUAGACUUGUUUUUGUUAGUUUCAGCACCUCGGAUAGAAAUUUUUACUCGUCCUAGUGCGUUUAUUAUUUUUUUUAACUAACUGUGACAGAUAUUUGGUUUACUAGCACAGAAGGUGUGGGCAGCUAGCAAAUAUUCCUGUAUGAAGAGCUGGAACCAACACAUUUUCAUAUUUUCAAAACAGAGUGUACUCAAAAAUGACUAAAAAACAGUUUUCAAUCCUUUUACAGUCAAUAAAAUUAUCAAUCUCAGCCCAGUGUGUAACCCAUGGCAGCUUUUGCUCAUAAAAACUAACUUUGCUUCCCUCCUGUCUUUCCAAACUCUUCAAAUCUUUGUAUGAUGUUCUUGAAUAGAAAGGUUCUGAUGUCCUGACGGUUAUCCAUUCUGACUCCUCUCUCUAGAUGUGGUGACAUGAUUGUGGCAGUAAACGGCCUGUCGACAGCGGGAAUGAGCCACUCUGCGCUGGUACCCAUGCUGAAGGAGCAGCGCAGCCGGGUGGCGCUGACUGUGGUCUCCUGGCCUGGCAGCCUGGUGUAACUGGGCCAGAUCCUUAUCAUGCUGAGUCCACCCAGAAUGUUCUAUAUCGGGAACAACCAUGGCCAAAGUGAACUGGUACACGCCACUGUACAUCGCUCCAUACCGGGCUUAAUCUAGGACCAAAAGCAUCCAGAACUGUAGUAGACCCAGCAGGACCGAGCCUGUCCUGACCAGGUGGGACCUGAUCCAGAUCGUGCCACGUCACUCGACAGACUGCACUCACACUCACUGCUGAGUUCAUAUGGUCAUGUUGUCUUCACUCCAGCAGGGAGGAAUGGUACUGCAACUGUUAACAGGCUGUGAUCUGUGCUGUAUUCACCUCACCAGGCAGUUGUAGAAUCCAGGGCUGUAUUCAGGUGGAUGCAUCGUUGCAGGUAGAGAUAGAAUUUAAGAAGUAGCCUGUGAUCCUUCGUCAUCUAGGAUAAUGACCUGUAAUCUCUCUAAUCAAGAUUGUCUGCAACACCAGCGCUGUAUCCAGCUGAAUAAGCCUCAGGCCUUAUUAGAAAACCUGCCGCACCCUUGGGGCUCACCUGCCCUUAGGCCUCAUCACCAUGACAACCGGCUGUCCAAUCAGCUGGAAUUUUAUACAUGUGUGUGAAUGUGUGUUCUGUUUGUUAAAUAAACAUUUCCGUCAGAGGAAAA